AUGGUUGAAGAAAGAAGAAAGAAGAAAGAAGAUGGAAAGAAGAAAAAGAUGAUGAUGAAGACGACGACGAUGAAGAACCAGAAGAAGAAGAAGAAGAAGAAGUGGAAAAAGAAGUGGAAAAAGAACAAGAACAAGACAACGGCACUUCUAAUCGAUCCGAGUACCUAUGAAUACACACGUCCGUCGGUCGAUAUUGCUUGGGAAUAUGCACAUAUUGAUCAAGGACAAAAUUGUACUCUGUAA
Botrytis fragariae is the source of this 243-nucleotide messenger RNA. RefSeq lists its product as uncharacterized. The record is from RefSeq and is a predicted model, not a curated record. The transcript has a single exon. NCBI's taxonomy places the organism in Eukaryota, Fungi, Ascomycota, Leotiomycetes, Helotiales, Sclerotiniaceae. The coding region runs from base 1 to 243 and encodes 80 amino acids.